Messenger RNA from Pygocentrus nattereri (red-bellied piranha), 2906 nucleotides. It is a transcript of the gene pcolce2a, whose product is annotated as procollagen C-endopeptidase enhancer 2a. The transcript is spliced from 9 exons. Gene Ontology annotation, molecular function: protein binding. NCBI's taxonomy places the organism in Eukaryota, Metazoa, Chordata, Actinopteri, Characiformes, Serrasalmidae. The coding region runs from base 469 to 1722 and encodes 417 amino acids. The record is from RefSeq and is a predicted model, not a curated record.
UCCAGUUUUUCAGUACAGAAAGUGAUACGGACAUGUAAAAUGCGGUCCUUUUAUUGGUUUGUCUGAAUAUUUUAAUGUUUUAAAAUCCUCUUUUCCUCUCAUUUUGUUACGAGGCUGAAGUCCGCUUCUUCCUCCUCAGCUUUUAAUUCGAAUUUUCCGUUCCACCUUAAAAGGAGCCGUUAACGUUAGAUUCUGGCGCAUGUACGCCGCUCACGUCUGAACGCUGCCGCGCCAUUUAAGGUGGAACGGAAUAUUCGAGCAAAAAAGCUGCGUGAUAAACCAACUUCAGGCUGGUCAACGGGUCACUGUUCCGUGCUGUGAACAGGGUGGACGCGGAGGUCCUCGAACAAACCGUCCAUUCUCCCUGCAGCCCGAGAGAAAGUCCUCUGGGAGGUUUCCGAGCUGCUCUUUUCCUCCAGGCGACCACCGCUUUCUGAAUGUCACGUUUCAUCCGAGCGAGCGUAGACAAUGUGGACUGCAGCGUGGAGUUUAUGGGGUCCUCUCCUUUUCUCCCUGGCUUCUGGAGAACGACCACGAAGUUCCCACAGGCCAGUGUUCGCAUGUGGUGGGAACUUUACUGGACGUUCGGGCUUCAUUGGGAGCCAGGGUCAUCCUGCGGUUUACCCGCCUAACACCAAAUGUGUCUGGAGGAUCACGGUGCCUCAGGGUAGAGUGGUGUCCCUCUCCUUCCGCGUGAUGGACCUGGAGAGCGACAAUCUGUGUAAAUACGACUACGUGGACAUUUAUGACGGACAUGUCAGCGGCCAGCGCCUUGGCCGCUUCUGUGGCACCUCCAGACCCGGUGCGCUGGUCACCAGUGGCAACAAGAUGCAAGUGGUCAUGGUGUCGGAUGCCAACACAGCUGGGAGUGGUUUCUUGGCCGCUUACGCAGCCAUUUGGCCGAAUGAAGGAGGGAACCGGUACUGUGGUGGAUUCUUGAAUAAACCUGGAACCUUGAAGACUCCUAAUUGGCCAGACAGGGAUUACCCUGCCGGGGUGACGUGUUCAUGGCACAUCAUGGCACCUCAGCACCAGAUAAUAGAGCUGAAGUUUGAGAAGUUUGACCUGGAGAGGGACAACCACUGCCGCUACGACCACAUGGCCGUGUAUAAUGGCGGGGAGGCGAGUGAUGUGCAGAGGAUCGGCCGAUUCUGUGGAGACAGCCCUCCUGCCCCAAUCUACUCUGACGACAGCCAGCUCUUCAUUCAGUUUGUCUCUGACCUCAGUCUGACCGCUGAUGGUUUUAUUGGUCAUUACCUGUUCAAGCCUAAAAACUCCACCAUCACAGGCUCUCCUCUAACCUCAGCUCCAACCACUCCAACCACCGCGAGGCCCACAGCACUUACGUAUUCAGAAGCUCUCUGCAAGCAGAAAUGCACAAGGAGCGGAACAAUUGAAAGUCAUUAUUGCUCAAGUAACUUUGUGAUAACGGGCACCCUGAUCUCAGCAACCAUGCGAGAACAUACUGUACUCGCCACUUUCUCCAUCAUCAACGUGUAUAAGGAAGGAAAUCUGGCCAUUCAGCAGGCUGGGAAGACCAUGAGCACCAGAAUCACGGUCCUCUGUAAAAAAUGCCCUUUAGUCAGAAGAGGUCUGAACUACAUAGUCAUGGGCCACAUUGAUGAGCAGGGGCAAGGCAUCGUUUCUCCUCACAACUUCGUGAUGGCCUUCAAAAUUAAGAAGCAGAGAGACCUGGCUGUGCUGACCAAUGUCCACUGCUGAUGGUAGGAGGUGGUCAUCAUGGAUUUGUAGUCUUGUGUUGUGAAACGCACAUAUAACCUCUGGUAUUUAUAUUUACCAAAUCUGGAUGCUUUGUAAGUAUGAACGAUCACCUGAACCUGAGCAAGGACUGUUUACUGACACAGUGCUUAGGAACUCCUUUCACCUAAAAGAAAGAGCCGUGCAUGUCCAUGAAACUAUACACCUCAAACUGUGUUUUUAUUUAUGUCUAUUGUUAUUUGAUAUUAUAGACCUUAAAGCUUCCCAGAUAUAGACCAGGGCUGGCUUUGCAUGGUGAAACUUUUAGGCAACAAGUUGCAUGUUCUGAGUUCCCUGGAACCUCAUUUCUGUGCAGUUUGACAGUUACGUGAAACAAAUAAAGUUGCACGCAACAUAUUUAGUUGCUCCACUAGUUAGCCAGAUUAACAGCUCGUACAAAUUUGAUCGUGUCAUUCACGUGAUAUAAACUCAUCUGCAACUGAUCUACAUUGAAUAAUUGAUACCAUUUUUAUAAUCUUUGCUGAAUUUCUUGCUUAAUUUUUCAUCGUUUAAAAUAGCUGUAUUAAAGGUGCUUGACGAAGACGCAAACUAAAAGGGCUUAACGAAUGUGGCUGAAAAACGGGCUAUCAAAAAGGGUUUUACAGCUGUUAAUCCAGCUGGUUACAGAAACGCUACCCUCGAGAAGCUCACAUUUGUUCCUUGUUUUCUCUCGGUUAACUGACAAACUGAAAAGCUAUCAACCUUGCAAGAAGUCAGUGAGGAGUAUCUCCUAUUCAGCUUUCCAAAAGACCGUCUUCUCUUUCAUUUUUGUGUCCAUCGAGUCAGAGUCAUUUUUGAAAUGAUGUCUUUUGACCUGAUCCUAUGAUCCUGUGAUAAGCAUUUUAAUUGGCUGUUUCAUGAAACUUGUUCUUUGACCUAGAGAUGCUUGCAAAUGUUGCGAAGUUUCAAAUAAGUUGCGAGACGCUUUACAUUAUGUAAUUCAAGUGCAGUUUAGUUUCAUAUAGGUUUCAAAAUUGUGUGUCAAGGUUUCGCUGUGCAAAGCCGGCCAACUAUUUAACCUAGAAUUCACUAAUUUAUUCCACCAAUGGGCUCAGUUCAUGUCCAGAAAACUAUCCUUUAGGCAUUUUUUACGUUUUAUUUUUUGUUGUUAAAUUGAAGAUGAUUAAAAAAAUCUCCUGAAAAUGAAA